GGCCCAACUUGACACACCUCCGCGUGACACUCGAUCCGACCCGACCGACCGCACUAAAUCAAAUCAAAUACUGUUUUCGAUUUCCAACUCCCUGACUGAAGCUCACACCUCGUUUCAAUGGAUUUGUUUAAGAAGGCUAUACUGGAACCAGGUUCACCCGAAGAUUUCGCCCUCAAGUUAGUUCAGGAUGCUAUUAAACCUCAGAGGCAAACAAAACUAGUCCAAGAUGAAAAUCAGCUCUUGGAGAAUAUUUUACGCACACUGCUUCAGGAACUGGUGUCUUCUGCAGUUCAGUCGGGAGAAAAUAUUAUGCAGUAUGGUCAAUCAAUUUCUGAUGAGGCAUCCUCAGAGGGCCAAAUUCCACGAAUUCUUGACAUUGUGCUAUAUCUUUGUGAAAAAGAGCACAUUGAGGGUGGCAUGAUAUUCCAGCUACUAGAAGAUUUGACAGAGAUGUCUACAAUGAGAAAUUGCAAAGAUGUAUUUGGCUAUAUAGAGAGUAAACAAGACAUACUGGGGAAGCCAGAACUUUUUGCUCGGGGUAAACUUGUUAUGUUGAGAACAUGCAAUCAACUUCUUCGCCGACUGUCGAAGGCAAAUGAUGUCGUAUUUUGUGGGCGAAUUAUAAUGUUUCUUGCUCAUUUCUUCCCGUUGUCAGAGCGUUCAGCGGUGAACAUAAAGGGAGUUUUUAACACAUCAAAUGAGACAAAGUAUGAGAAAGAUACUCCUGAUGGAAUUUCUAUUGAUUUCAACUUUUACAAAACAUUUUGGGGUUUACAGGAGAAUUUUUCGAACCCUGCCUCCCUACUUCAUGCUCCGACCAAGUGGCAUAAAUUUAAUUCCUCUUUGAUGGUUGUGUUAAAUACCUUUGAAGCUCAGCCUCUGAGUGACGAGGAGGGCAAUGCUAAUAACCUUGAGGAUGAGGCAGCUACCUUCAAUAUAAAAUAUCUUACUAGUAGUAAAUUGAUGGGUCUAGAGUUAAAAGAUUCGAGCUUUCGCCGCCACAUUCUAGUUCAGUGCCUAAUUUUGUUUGAUUAUCUAAAGGCUCCAGGAAAGAGUGAGAAAGAUUUCUUUACUGAAACAGUGAAGGACGAAAUAAAAUCUUGUGAGGAGCGGGUAAAGAAGCUUCUUACCAUGACUCCACCUAAAGGGAAUGAAUUUCUUCAUAGUAUUGAGCAUAUACUUGAACGUGAAAGGAAUUGGGUAUGGUGGAAACGUGAUGGUUGCCCACCAUUUGAAAAGCAACCAAUAGAUAGAAAAUCAGUUCAAGAUGGAAUCAAAAAACGAAAGCCAAGGUGGAGACUUGGGAAUAAGCAACUUUCUCAAUUGUGGAAGUGGGCUGAAGAUAAUCGGGAUGCAUUGACUGACCCACAACGUGUGCGCACUCCUGAUAUCACAGAAUAUUGGAAACCCUUGGCUGAUGAUAUGGAUGAAGCAGCUGGAAUAGAAGCAGAGUACCACCACAAGAAUAAUCGGGUUUAUUGUUGGAAAGGUCUUCGAUUUUCAGCACGACAAGACUUGGAAGGUUUUUCUAAGUUUACAGAAUAUGGUGUUGAAGGUGUUGUGCCUCUAGAUCUUUUGCCAUCUGAAGUACGAUCAAAAUAUCAAGCUAAACCAGCUGAUAGGUCAAAGCGUGCCAAAAAGGAAGAAACAAAAAGUUCCACAAAUCAAGCUGAAGAGAAUCAGAAUGCAACCCCUGCAAGUGAGGUUGAUGGUGAAGGAAGCAGAGUGGAUCUUGAAGCCUCGGCAGCUCAAAUGGAUGCCGACAAUGCAACUGGAAAUAUUUCACAGAGCGGAACUCCAACACCGGAGGAUCAACAGAAACAAAGCUCUGACACAGAUGGUCAGGAAGCAGGACAAAUAGAAGCUGAUGCUGAGGCAGAGCCUGAGAUUGUAGACGGAGAGACGGAUGCAGAUGUUGAUAUGGUUGCAACAGUUUGAAACAUGCAAGCAUUUGUCAGGUCGCUACAUGCAGCAAUUUCAUAAAAGCAACUACUCGUAGCUGGUGCUUUCAUGUUAUAUAUGCAAUGUUCCGGUCAAGAUUAAUAUUGUGUACCGGUUUGUCCUCCCUCAUUUGCUCUCUUCUAUCUAUCAUUGUCUGAUCUCUUGGAUAAAAGGGAAGCUCUAGUCUUAUAUGUUCCCUUCAUUUUAUAUUUAGAAAAUCAAGCGAGGGCUAUAGUUACAAAUUCAAAGAAGCUCUGCAUUGUAUCAUCAAUUUUCCCAUAUUCUCUGGGAAGAUUAGUUUUCUGUAAGCAAAUAUCUGUUAAAUUUGCUCUCUUGAAUAUAGUAAUCAGCCAUAAUUGAUGUUGGCCUUCAUUUUUUUCAA
Daucus carota subsp. sativus is the source of this 2323-nucleotide messenger RNA. Its product is annotated as THO complex subunit 1. Lineage: Eukaryota; Viridiplantae; Streptophyta; Magnoliopsida; Apiales; Apiaceae. Gene Ontology annotation, biological process: regulation of DNA-templated transcription elongation; mRNA export from nucleus. The transcript is spliced from 22 exons. The coding region runs from base 118 to 1938 and encodes 606 amino acids. The record is from RefSeq and is a predicted model, not a curated record. Gene Ontology annotation, cellular component: THO complex part of transcription export complex.